AUGUUUCGACCAGUGGUGGUGCUUACGAAACAAAACCCACGCGGUUCAAAACCGCCGCAUUUUCAGAACCUUGCAUAUACUACAGCGUCUUCCAAUACUCCUGGUAGCACUGGCUCUGAUCGAGGCCGAGGUCGAGGUCGAGGUCGCGGGUCUAAUUCAGGGCCAAUAACCGUAGCCGGCAAAACUUUUGAUAUUUCGCCAGCAACGCGAAAAAAAAUAGAAGUAGACAAUGCUAGACUUAAUAAUUUGGGUUCUCCUUUUAAUAAGGAUUUAGAGAAACUUACUAAUAAUUUAAAGACUGCAAUUCCUCCUCCUCUUUCCUCAACACAACAAUUUGAAGAUGCAGAAGAAUCUGUAUCUAAAGGUAGACCACAACAAUCAAAAUAUCAGAAAAUGAGACAAAAUAAUAAAAUAUCAGGUAGAGACAACCAAUACACUGACAUGAUAGUCUCAUUAGUUAAAGGUACAAUUAUGGAUUCGAAGAAUACUGAAAAAUUUGCAAAGACAAAAGGUAUUCCAAUGAAGUCACCGUGGCCUGAUAAGAAACAAAAGAAUGCGGAUGAAUUGUUGUCGAUUAUCUCUGAUCUUGCAAGCAACGAGCAAGAAAAAACGAAUAUAGAGAAAAAGAAAGAAAUAGAUAGUCAGCCAUCGUCAAUUGCCCUUCCAAAGUCCUCUGUUUCUGAUGUUUCAUUAAAACAAGAUCAAGAGGUCCCAGCAGAGGAAAUUCUAAGUGAAAUUUAUCAACUUGCAGUUACUCAAGAAGGAUCAGAUGAACAUGAAGACGAUGAAGCGAAGAAAACAUGGCAAGCUAAGAUAACGGCUAGGAAAAAGAAAAUCUCUUCAGCUACUAUUGUUCCACAUGCCAGACGUCAAUUCAUCUCAGAUGAGAUACAAUCAAUAAAGCUAAAGACUAAGCCUCUUGAGGAUGGAUCCAUAGCUUCAAGUGAUGUCAAAAAAGAAGAGUCAAUGGAUCAGCAAUCUAAAGAUAAUGCUAUUCGUGAUAAUAAUAAUAGUAGUAGUAUUAGUAACAAAUUUGCUGAUGAUGAUGAUUUAGAAAUAAUCACCAAAUCAAAAUGGAAAUGGGAAUAUCCAACAAUUGGUAUUGAUGGAUCUAAUGAUGAUUCACCCAUUUUAUUGGACCCCACUGUAAAGAAUAAAAUUUCAUCAAACGUUUGGAAAUGGGAUAGAAAUAAAGCAGCAGAACUUUUCCCGGACUUUUCUGAACCAAUUUCUGAUGCAAUGGAUUCCGGAGAAGCUCAAAAACAAUGGACACGCAAUAAACGUCUAAAUCAAAUGUCGGGAACUUUUGAUCAGCCAGCAUCGAUUCAAUAUGACAGGACGAGGGACACAUAUCCAAGAAGAGGGGGAUAUGAUAAUAGAGGAAGACCAACUGAAGGCAAUCGUAACCAAUUUCGUGGUGGCGGAGGUAUGAAUCGUCAGAGUCAAAAUCGAAGACCCACAAGUUUCCGAGUCCAUGCACAACUAGCAUCACCGGAAAACUUGCAAUUCACAAGUACCGUAAAAACAGAAUUUGACUGGUCACAAUUCGAUUCAAAAUAUCCCCCUGUCAAAAAUUAUUUUUUGAAAUCAGCAGCUAAACUAUCGCCGAUAGAGCGUACUGGAUUAAAAUUGGAGAUAAUUGGUGGUGAUUAUCUUCGCUAUUUGAGCCUAUCACCGAGUCUCGAAACUGUGUUGAAGGAAAUAAACGAGCGGCAAAGGGAAUCGAUCGAACAAACGGUGAAAUCAAUGAACAUUCUACUUGACAAUAAUACAUCAUAUUCGUAUUCUAUAGACAAGAAAGCGAUGUUUCUAGGAACUUUUAUUGAAGGGAUGCAGGGUCGAUUCAGGACUUUGUUACCACCUACUGAAGAAGCACGGAAAACUGCUAGAAAAUGA
This is a messenger RNA of Ambispora leptoticha, 1896 nucleotides long. The record is from the annotation of a GenBank genome assembly. NCBI's taxonomy places the organism in Eukaryota, Fungi, Glomeromycota, Glomeromycetes, Archaeosporales, Ambisporaceae.